Labeo rohita (rohu) is the source of this 1304-nucleotide messenger RNA. It is a transcript of the gene rprmb, whose product is annotated as reprimo, TP53 dependent G2 arrest mediator candidate b. The transcript has a single exon. The record is from RefSeq and is a predicted model, not a curated record. NCBI's taxonomy places the organism in Eukaryota, Metazoa, Chordata, Actinopteri, Cypriniformes, Cyprinidae. The coding region runs from base 335 to 652 and encodes 105 amino acids.
UACGUUUAUAUCGGCUUCUAUCGUUUUCAGUUUAUGUCAAAGGGGGCGCAAUAUGAACGAAUACCUCAGUAAACGCUGAACUCUAGUCGCAGGGGAUGAGCUCAGCUUUGAUUGAGUGAGUUCUCAGGAGUCAGACCCCUGUCCUGCAGACCAGAGCCCCUAAUUACCUAAACAACAGAUCCGAGAAGAACCAUCCUCUUUACUGCAUGUCGGCCCAUAAAUUCCGUCAAGCUCUUCUUUGCUCUUGUGACUCUAAAGUACUGAAGGAAACUUCAGCCGCUGUUUUGUACGCACCUGCUCCUCUCUUCCAGAGGACCCCGGAGAGUAGUUCAGAAUGAACUCAACACUUUUUAACGACACAGACAUUGCUUUGUUUUCCAACAGAAGCAGCGAGAGCUUUCUGUCCUGCUGUAAUUUGUCCUCAGUGGUGACGGACAGCGGGUUUGCGUCCGCGGCGCUGGACGAGCGCAGCGUGUUCAUCAUGCGCACGGUGCAGAUCGCGGUGAUGUGCGUGCUGGCGCUCACCGUGGUCUUCGGCAUCUUCUUUUUAGGCUGUAACUUGCUCAUUAAGUCCGAGGGCAUGAUCAACUUUCUUGUCACGGAUAGAAGACCGUCAAAGGAUGUCGAAGCCGUCAUCGUGGGAUCGUACUAAUGCGUAAAAGUUUCACGGUCAGAUGGGAAGCGCGCAUUGGUAAUGUUUGAAACUAUCCGUAUUGCCCUCCAGAAACAAAGAGAUGUUUUAAGACGGUAGAAGAAACUGGCACAUUACAUUUAUGAUUCAUUGUUUACCCUUUCCACUGGGGAAAAGCGCAGUUUAUGAGAAGGUGAAAGUGACUGCUGUGUAAAAUAUAGAAGAGGAAACAAUUGGACACGGACUGUUUUUCCCAAGUCUGUGGACCACGAAAGAUUAAUGUUCAUGAGAUUAAUGCUUGUGGCACAAACUGAGAUUUAUGUGGGUAAACACUGCGUACAUUUUGAGUAAUGCAUUUGGAGUUUAAUGAAGGAAUCAUUUUAUACUGUAUGUGCAACUAAAGCACUUCUUAAAGCUGGAUAUUUAUGUAUUUUGUGCAACAUUCAGUGACUGAUGUCUUUGUUCUGCUACAGUAUGUUCUCCAACUAAUUUACUGUUAAAUUACAUGUGGGAAGUUUUAUAAGUUGUCCAGAAAAACUGUGGUUUGCACUUAUUGUAAUUUGCAUGUUAAUGGAUGAAUUAUGUAUCAAGGAUUUGUUACAGUGAGGUAAAUCGAAAAUGAUAAAUGUAAUGGAUGUCUGCAACCUCAAAACUUUUUUUUCUAAUUAUAUAA